Messenger RNA from Drosophila ficusphila, 1225 nucleotides. RefSeq names its product ubiquitin-like-conjugating enzyme ATG3 (gene Atg3). Gene Ontology annotation, biological process: autophagy of mitochondrion; autophagosome assembly; nucleophagy. Gene Ontology annotation, cellular component: cytoplasmic ubiquitin ligase complex; cytosol. Gene Ontology annotation, molecular function: Atg8-family ligase activity. The record is from RefSeq and is a predicted model, not a curated record. NCBI's taxonomy places the organism in Eukaryota, Metazoa, Arthropoda, Insecta, Diptera, Drosophilidae. The coding region runs from base 137 to 1132 and encodes 331 amino acids. The transcript is spliced from 4 exons.
CACUGCAAUGUUGUUGUCCGAAAACAAAAAAAAAAACAAUUAGCUGGAAAGAGCAAGUCUACUAAAAGAGCUAUCAUAAAUUGUAUUUAUUAAGUUUAGGCGUAAAGAUUAGUGCGAAUACUCAGCGGGACGAAAAAUGCAAAGCGUUCUUAACACCGUGAAAGGCACGGCGCUUAAUGUGGCCGAAUAUCUAACGCCCGUUUUAAAGGAAUCAAAAUUCCGCGAGACGGGUGUUCUUACUCCGGAGGAGUUCGUGGCCGCCGGAGAUCACUUGGUGCACCAUUGCCCGUCUUGGCAGUGGGCCGCCGGCGAUGAAACCAAGACGAAACCCUACCUACCAAAGGAUAAGCAAUUUCUGAUAACGCGCAAUGUUCCGUGCUAUCGUCGCUGCAAGCAGAUGGAGUACGUCGGCGAGGAGACGCUGGUGGAGGAAGAGUCCGGCGACGGCGGUUGGGUGGAGACCCACCAGCUGAACGACGACGGUACCACGCAGCUGGAGGACAAGAUCUGCGAACUGACAAUGGAGGAGACAAAGGACGAAAUGCACACUCCAGAUAGUGACAAAUCAGCCCCAGGCGCAGGAGCCGAGGUCGACGACGAAGACGAUGACGAGGCCAUUGACAUGGACGACUUCGAGGAGAGCGGCAUGCUGGAGCUGGUCGAUCCGGCCGUGGCGACCACCACGCGCAAGCCGGAAGCAGAGGAAAAGACCAGUCCAGUGGCUGCCGCAUCGGGCGAGGCGGAGGCCAGCGGUGGCGACUCGGUGCUCCACACUCGCACCUACGACCUGCACAUCAGCUACGACAAGUACUACCAGACGCCACGCCUCUGGGUGGUCGGAUAUGAUGAGCAGCGCAAGCCACUGACCGUGGAACAGAUGUACGAGGACGUCUCGCAGGAUCACGCCAAGAAGACGGUCACCAUGGAGUCGCAUCCGCAUCUUCCAGGCCCCAAUAUGGCGUCAGUGCAUCCCUGCCGGCAUGCGGAUAUUAUGAAGAAGAUUAUCCAGACGGUGGAGGAGGGCGGCGGCCAGCUAGGAGUGCAUUUAUACUUGAUCAUAUUCCUGAAGUUCGUUCAGACCGUCAUACCAACCAUCGAAUACGAUUUUACGCAAAACUUUAACAUGUCUUAAGACCGCCAUGCUUUUCAAUAUUGACGCAAUAAAAUACAAGUUUCUGAACCAAAAAUCGAAUAAAGAUUUGGGCAAACAGCUUAAAAAAUCGGA